AUGGACUACUCGGCCAUCUCCAAUGAUCCGGACCAUUCCACGGGUGCUUCGCCCUGGGGCUCUCCGCGCGCCGACCGCACGACGUUCCCCACCUCCGUCAACACCGACAUCUCGACGUCCCCGUUACCCGGUCAAGACCAUACUGCGGGUCGCGCGGAUGGUGACCGAGAUACUAAUCCUCAAUCGCCAGAUCUCUCUGCGCGGCUGCAGAACGCUCAAUUAGGGGAGCCCGGCUACCCUGACGAGCACCCCCAGUUCGCGGCGCAGCCAUCUCCAAACGCAGAUCAGCAGCACUCACAGCUCCCCACAAGGCACCAGGCUGGAAUCCGACAGAAUUCUCGACCUCCAGCCCCUGCAUACAAAAUUCAAGGCAAAAUUACAGGUCUUGAAAGAACCGGCAAGAAGGAUCCUAUUCUCCGCUUCGAUGUCCACACCAACAUUCCGAAGUUUCGUACCACUCAAUAUCGCGAUGUUCGCCGUACUCACUCGGAAUUUGUCAAGCUCGCCGACCAUCUGAUCUCGGCCAACCCGGAAGCCUUAGUGCCCGCCGUUCCACCUCCUGUCACUCCAGCUGGGGCAGGCACAGAUGAAGAUGAGAUUCGGGUCAAGGCUGCAAUGCAGCGCUGGCUGAACACUAUCCUGAGCAAUGAGGUGCUCAUUCAGGAUGAUGAGGUUGUGCUGUUCGUGGAGAGCGAUUUCGGAUAUAGCCCGGUGCUUCGGAUGAAACAACCUGCUACAGGGGUACGACGCAAAAUGCUGAAGCAGUUUGCGCCACCGCCAGAUGAUACCCCUGAGCUUCAAGCUGCUCGGCCGGUUGUGAAGAUGUUCUACCUGGGAUCAAUGGACUCCAGCCACAAGGUUGACCGAGUCGUCAAAGCGCGUCGAGGCCUUGGAUUGGCUGAAUCUGAUUUCGGCGUGAAGCUUGGCCAGAUGCACGUCCAGGAGACCCAUUCUGGCCUAAGCACGGCGUACCGCAAACUCGGGAAAAUUAUACAAACUGUUGGAGACUUUCACGCAGUUCAGGCCACUGCCGAGGCCACUACCUUGGGGGAGCCGUUGAGUUACCAUUCGUCGGAUGCUUUUAUUGUCAAGGAGACCUUGACCAACCGCCACAUUCUGUUGCGAGAACUCCUCCAGGCCCAGCAACUUGCUCGGAGUAAACGAUCUGCAGCAGACCGAUUGAAAGUUAGCUCAUCAGUGCGUCCGGACAAGGUGGAUGAGGCGAUCAAUGCUCUGGAGGAUGCCCAAAACCACGAGGAAUACCUUACCAAGCGUUCCCAGCGAGUGACCAACAAUCUCCUCCAAGAAAAGCGUCGGUGGUUCGAUCGGACUACCAAUGACCUUCUAUUCAGCUUACGCGAGUAUGCUUUGCGUCAAAUUGAAGCAGAAAGACGGACUCUGGCUACUUUGGAAAGCGUUCGCCCUGAUAUCCGCACCAUUGAUGCUUCUGGGGGUCUCAGUCGACUUGGGCGUGAAGCUCACCCUGCCGUGCGCCGUGCAAAUCUGACCUCAAGCCAGGGCCCCAAAGGCGAUGCAUGGAGCGGUGUAGCCCGUCGCCCAGAUAGUAUGGGGCGUAGUAUGAGUGGCAGCUUCACUGCGCCAGGAUUAAAUGACGACGCAGACGAGGAAGGACGCCCAGAGUCUGGCCAGGGACGCCUGCGAUCUACCAGCCAGACCGAGUCGAUCGCAGAGGAUGAUGAUGACCGGCUUGAUGCGCGCAACGCAGCUAGCCGGCUGGCAGGUAGCACGUUCUGA
Penicillium macrosclerotiorum is the source of this 1755-nucleotide messenger RNA. Its product is annotated as retromer subunit VPS17. Lineage: Eukaryota; Fungi; Ascomycota; Eurotiomycetes; Eurotiales; Aspergillaceae. The transcript is spliced from 3 exons. Gene Ontology annotation, cellular component: retromer, tubulation complex; endosome; retromer complex. Gene Ontology annotation, biological process: intracellular protein transport; retrograde transport, endosome to Golgi. The record is from RefSeq and is a predicted model, not a curated record. Gene Ontology annotation, molecular function: phosphatidylinositol-3-phosphate binding. The coding region runs from base 1 to 1755 and encodes 584 amino acids.